This is a messenger RNA of Raphanus sativus (radish), 2935 nucleotides long. RefSeq names its product receptor-like serine/threonine-protein kinase SD1-8. The transcript is spliced from 7 exons. NCBI's taxonomy places the organism in Eukaryota, Viridiplantae, Streptophyta, Magnoliopsida, Brassicales, Brassicaceae. Gene Ontology annotation, biological process: recognition of pollen; protein phosphorylation. The record is from RefSeq and is a predicted model, not a curated record. Bases 106 to 2637 code for a protein of 843 amino acids. Gene Ontology annotation, molecular function: ATP binding; protein serine/threonine kinase activity.
CGAUAUAUAUUAUAUAUAUUAAUAUAUGUGUAAUUAAGAAGUUACUUUCAUCAAUCGUAAGUUUAAAUCCAUAAAGAAAAAAGUAUUAAGAAAGAAAGAAAAAAGAUGAAAGGUGUAGAGAACACCUUCUCACUGUUCUUGCUCGUCUUGAUUCUAUUUCAUCCUACUCUUUCAAUCGAUGUCAACAUCUUGUCGUCAACAGACUCUCUCACAAUCUCAAGCAACAGAACACUUGUAUCUCCCGGUGGAGUCUUCGAGCUUGGUUUCUUCAAACCCUCGUCACUCUCGCGUUGGUAUCUUGGGAUAUGGUAUAAGACAGUCAUCGUCAAAACAUACGUAUGGGUCGCCAACAGAGACAACCCUCUCUCUACUUCGGUUGGAACCCUUAAAAUCUCUGGCAACAAUCUUGUCCUACUAGGUGACUCUAAUACCUCUGUUUGGUCGACAAAUAUUACUAGAGGAAAUAUUAAUUCUCCGGUGGUAGCAGAGCUUCGCCCCAACGGUAAUUUUGUAAUGAGAUACUUCAACAACACUCCAAGUGGAUUCUUGUGGCAGAGUUUCGAUUUUCCGACAGAUACUUUACUUCCGGAGAUGAAACUAAGUUACCAUCACAAAACAGGGCGCAACUUGUUCCUCACAUCAUGGAGAAGUUCAGAUGAUCCGUCAAGCGGUGAUUUCACGUACAAACUGGACGUUCGAAGGGGAUUGCCCGAGUUCUUUGUUAAGAAAAAUGAUGUUGAAUUGGAACGGAGCGGUCCGUGGAAUGGAAUCGAGUUUAGUGGCAUACCGUUGCAUAAGCUAAAUUACAUGGUUAAAGAUGAUUAUAUCGAAAACAUUGAGGAGGUGGCUUUUAGGUUCCUAAUGGCAAACCAAAGUAUCUACUCGAGAUUAACAAUCAGUGAGUUAGGGUACCUCAAGCGAUUCACGUUGAUCCCGCCACCAUGGGAAUGGAGAAUGUCAUGGAGUUUCCCAAUGGACGAAUGCGAUUAUUAUAAACACUGUGGACCUUAUGCCUAUUGUGACAGAAGCACGUUACCUACAUGUAACUGUUUCGAAGGGUUCGAUCCCAUGAACCGUCAGCAGUGGGACCUGAGAGAAGGAUCAGAUGGGUGUGUUAGGAGGACACCCCUGAGCCGCAGCGGAAAUGAGUUUUCACUGCUAAAGAAUACGAAGCUACCGGAUACUAGGCAGGCUAUAGUUGAUUGGAGCUUUGAUGUGAAAGAAUGUCAAGAGAGUUGCCUUAGCGAUGGUAACUGUACGUCCUUCGCGACUGCGGAUGUUCGAGACGGAACGGGUUGUGUGAUUUGGAGCGGAGAGCUCUAUGAUACCCGGACGUACUCCUUCGGUGGUCAGGAUCUGUAUGUCAAAGUGGCUAAUGUUGAUACAGUUCUUUCCUCGGACAAGAGGAGAGACGGAAAUGGAAAAAUUAUAGGUUGGAGUAUAGGAGUCAGUUCUAUGAUUAUUCUGAGUGUUAUCGUGUUCUGCUUUUGGAAGAGGAGACAAAAGCAAGCAAAAGCAGCUGCAACGCCUAUAGUGAGAAAAAAAAUGAAUGGGGUGGUACCAUCACUUAGACAAAAAAAAUUGUCUAUGAAGAACGAGGUAGAAGAUUUAGAACUUCCACUGGUGGAGUUUGACGCUGUUCUCACAGCCACCGAACAUUUUUCUGAUUGUAACAAGAUCGGAAAAGGUGGCUUUGGUGUUGUUUACAAGGGAAAGUUACUUGACGGGCAAGAAGUUGCGGUGAAGAGACUAUCGGAAAUGUCAUCUCAAGGUACAAAUGAGUUCAUGAACGAGGUCAGGCUAAUUGCACGACUUCAGCACAUAAACCUUGUCCAACUUGUUGGAUGUUGUGUCGAUGAGGGCGAGAAGAUAUUAAUCUACGAGUACUUGGAGAAUCGAAGCCUCCAUUCUCAUCUCUUUGAUUUAACCAGAAGCCGUAUGCUAAAUUGGCAAAUGAGAUUUGAUAUUAUCAAUGGCAUUGCUCGAGGGAUUCUGUAUCUUCACCAAGACUCAUCCAUUCGAAUAAUCCAUAGGGAUUUGAAAGCAAGCAAUGUCUUGCUUGACAAACAUAUGACUCCCAAAAUUUCGGACUUCGGAAUGGCUAGAAUCUUUGGACGAGAUGAGACGGAAGGUAACACGAGGAAGGUGGUCGGAACUUACGGCUACAUGUCCCCAGAAUACCUUAUAGAAGGGAAAUUCUCCAUAAAAUCUGAUAUUUAUAGUUUUGGAGUCUUACUCCUUGAAAUUAUAAGUGGCAAGAGGAAUAAAGAAUUCAACAACUCGGGCCGUCACUAUAAUCUUCUUGAAUAUGUGUGGAGGAAUUGGAAAGAAGGUCAAGGUCUAGAGAUCGUAGACAGGGUCAUCUCAGAAUCUUCAUCACCAACGUUCAGGCCACGUGAAAUCUUAAGGUGCUUACAAAUUGGCCUCUUGUGUGUUCAAGCACGUGUAGAAGAUAGGCCACUGACGUCCGCAGUUGUGUUGAUGCUGGGAAGCGAAGCAGAAGAGAUUCCUCAGCCUAAACCGCCAGGUUACUGCCUCAUAGGAAAUUCCCUCGAAACUUAUUCGACUUGGAGACAGCCAGACCAUGAUACUUGCACAGUCAACCAAAUCACCAUGUCGAUUAUAGACGCUCGGUGAUGUGAUAGCCUUUAUCAAUCUAAAAUAAAUUAAUGUCUUAGUUCUCCAAAGUCAGUUACAACGUUCUUGAAUACUCCGGAUAAGCUAAAGAAGACUUAAACUAGAGUGGUUAUCUCUUAACCAUAAUAAACCAGCAUUCUAUAACUCUUUUUGAUAUCUAUCUUAUUAAAGUAGAAGUACUUUAAGCUUUUGUUUGGUAAUAGGGAUAAGAGUCUUUAAAAAAAAAAUUUUGUUUGGUAACAAAGAUAGUAGAGAAUUUUGUUUUUUCCUUAUUUAAAUGAUAGAUUUAAGUAUUUAA